Messenger RNA from Rubroshorea leprosula, 724 nucleotides. Lineage: Eukaryota; Viridiplantae; Streptophyta; Magnoliopsida; Malvales; Dipterocarpaceae. The record is from the annotation of a GenBank genome assembly.
UGCCCGAUUUUGCUCUUCUUCUCCUUUCUUCUCGCUGCAGCCACUCGAAAGAAAAAGAAAGAAACCCAGCCAUGCCUUGGAAAAUUGAAACCGGAUCUGCUCUGCUUUGCUCUGUCCGCCGGCUGCUCUUGUUGUGGGGGGCGAAUUGCUUGGGUUUUGGUUCCGUGAGCUUCCCCCUGCAGAUCCCGCCGACCUUCCCCAAUCUGCUAGCUCCGGUUCCUUGCUUGUAAAUUCUGGUUCCCGAUCAUUCUGUCAGUUAGUGCGUGAAUUGAGUGCUCGGUUUUAUGCAAGUGAGGUAAGUAAUUUAUGCGGCGUGUUUCUGCUCCUCUUCUUCUUCUCCCUGUAGCUGAACAAGAGCUCCAGCCCCCGACAGCACCUCCCUUUGAGAGAUCGGUAAGAGAGCUUGAUUUUCCUUUCUUUUCUUGUUCAAGAACAAGAUUUAGGAGCUUGAAAUCUUUCCCCUUUGCAAAAAAUCCCAGAUCUACUCUGCUCCUUCCUCCCUUUCGUCCGCUGCUCUUGGUGUGGGUGUGAGUUUUUCGGUUUUGAUCCCCUGAAUUUCUCCUUCAUUCCCGCCGGUCUUCCCCCAAACUGCAGCUUCGGUUUUGCUUGCUAAAAUUCUGGAAGUGAAGUCAAGGAUGGGGAAAAACGAGGGGAAUGACAAGUUAGAAUGCUAGCCAUCUUGUAAAUUGAACAUAGAUUUUAUAUAUAAAUCAUGAUUUUGUAA